Messenger RNA from Haliotis rufescens (red abalone), 2053 nucleotides. RefSeq names its product T-complex protein 1 subunit theta-like. Lineage: Eukaryota; Metazoa; Mollusca; Gastropoda; Lepetellida; Haliotidae. Gene Ontology annotation, cellular component: chaperonin-containing T-complex. Gene Ontology annotation, molecular function: ATP binding; ATP-dependent protein folding chaperone; ATP hydrolysis activity. The transcript is spliced from 16 exons. Gene Ontology annotation, biological process: protein folding. The record is from RefSeq and is a predicted model, not a curated record. Bases 94 to 1731 code for a protein of 545 amino acids.
GAACAUUUUACGUAUUCAGCAUGUUUUAGGGUAGAUAGUUUCGAUCUGCACGGAAAGUCCCUGAGCAUUCUGGGAUAACUUAAUCAUUGAAACAUGGCGAUGCACGUUCCUAAGGCACCGGGCUUUGCCCAAAUGUUGAAAGAUGGUGCAAGGCAUUACAGUGGCCUCGAGGAAGCAGUGUACAAGAACAUUGAUGCCUGUAAUGAACUGGCCAAAACAACUCGGUCUGCAUACGGACCCCAUGGUCAGAAUAAGAUGGUGAUCAACCACCUGGACAAGCUGUUUGUGACGAAUGAUGCUGCAACAAUCCUGCGUGAGCUGGAGGUGCAGCAUCCCGCUGCCAAGAUGGUGGUGAUGGGCUCCCAGCAGCAGGAGCAGGAGUGUGGAGACGGCACCAACUUCGUCCUCAUCUUCGCUGGGGCACUCUUGGAGAAUGCAGAGGAACUUCUCAGAAUGGGUCUCUCUGUGACGGAGGUGAUCGAGGGCUAUGAGAUUGCAUGCAAGAAGGCGCUGGAGUACUUACCAGACUUAACAAUUGGCGAAGUGAAAAACCUCCGAGACAAGUCUGAGGUGAAGAAAGUAGUCCGGACUUCGGUUAUGAGCAAGCAGUAUGGCAAUGAGGACUUCUUGGCAGAACUUAUCACAGACGCAUGUGUCUCCAUUCUACCUGAGAAGAGCGCCUUUAAUGUUGAUAAUGUUCGAGUUAGCAAAAUUGUGGGUUGUGGCGUGACACAGAGCUCGAUAGUUCAAGGUAUGGUGUUCAAGCGCUUGGUCGAGGGAGAUGUCAACAAGAUGACGAAGGCCAAAAUAGCAGUGUACUCCUGUCCCUUGGAUGUCAUGCAGACUGAAACCAAGGGAACAGUUCUCAUCAAAACAGCACAAGAGCUUGUCGAUCUCAGUAAGGGAGAAGAAAAUAUAAUGGAGGCACAAAUCAAGUCAAUAGCCGACACUGGAUGCAAUGUUAUUGUUACGGGAGGUAAAGUGGGUGACCUUGCCCUUCACUACUGCAACAAAUACAAGAUCAUGACUGUGAGGUUAAUGUCCAAGUUCGACCUGCGUAGACUCUGCAAGACUGUCAAUGCAACAGCUCUGCCCAAAAUUACCCCACCAACAGCAAAGGAAACCGGCUUCUGUGACACUGUGUAUGCAGAUGAAAUUGGCGGCACACCUGUCAUAGUGUUCAAGCAAGAGAAGGAAGAGAGCUCCAUUUGCACCAUUGUGAUCAGGGGUUCCACGGAGAACAUCAUGGAUGACAUCGAGAGAGCUGUCGAUGAUGGAGUCAACACCUUCAAGGCUCUGACAAAGGAGGCCAAGUUGGUGCCAGGGGCAGGAGCUACCGAGAUUGAACUGGCCAAGCAGAUCACUACAUAUGGAGAGAGUUUACCUGGCUUGGAGCAGUACGCAGUGAAGAAGUUUGCCGAGUCCCUGGAGGCUCUACCAAGAGCCCUAGCAGAAAACACUGGAGUUAAGGCAACAGAAGUGCUGUCGAAACUGUACGCCGCUCACCAAAAAGGCAGCAAAACCACUGGUGUGGAUAUAGAAAGCGGCGGCCCAGCAGUGUUUGAUGCAAAGGAGGCAGGGAUUAUAGAUCUGUACCUCACAAAAUACUGGGGAAUGAAGUUCGCUUCAUCGGCCGCAUGCACUGUCCUGAAAGUAGACCAGAUUAUCAUGUCAAAGCCAGCUGGAGGCCCGAAGCCACCGAAACAGAACCAAGACUGGGAUGAAGAUUAAUGACAUCCUCCUUCAGCGUCAUGCCAUCAGUGUGCAGCAUCUCCAUCUUGUCCGCAGUGUCUCAGGAUGUGACUGUGAUAAUCAAUCUGUACGAGGACAGUAUCCAGUGUAUGGUGUGUUGGGGACCUGGAUACAUUCAGGCCCCUCCAGCUAAUGGACUUCUUUCAUCAAGAGUGCUAUUUCAUUGUUAAGAUACCAAAUUUAUUUUGUGACUAAUGAUAUUGUCAUUAGACACGUCACAUGAGCCGCGUUUAAGUUAUGAAACAUCAAUGUUUUGUCUGCUUUUUAUACUGUAUGCUAUAAACAAAUACCUCUCGAUCAA